AUGGCGCUGGCUUGUGUCGCAUCAGCUGCCACAAAUGUGGACUUCCUCCGUCGUGGUAGGCUCGUCCCUCCUCUGGAACCAGAAGACCCGGGUAUGGUGACGGUUAUCGCACAAUCCGACUCUGUGGGCACAGGCUUUUUCCAGCAACAGCUUGACCACAAGGACCCCAGCAAGGGGACCUUUCGUCAGAAGUUCUGGUGGAAUAUGGAGUACUGGGCGGGCCCCGGCUCACCUGUAGUACUAUUUACUCCAGGUGAAAUAGCUGCGGCGGGCUACGGGGCGUAUCUUACCAAUGCGACACUCACUGGCCUUUUUGCCCAAGAGAUCAAGGGCGCCGUUGUUAUGGUGGAGCAUCGAUUUUGGGGAGAUUCUUCGCCAUAUGAUGUGCUCACUGCGGAAACCCUCCAAUUGUUGACACUAGAACAAUCAAUUGCUGACUUCGUAUACUUCGCGAAAAACGCCCCCCUUCCGUUCGAUAAAAAUAACACAAGUAAUGCAGGCAACGCACCUUGGGUAUUUGCUGGAGGGAGUUAUUCUGGCGCGCUGUCUGCUUGGACUCAGUCAAUGUCACCGGGUACAUUUUGGGCGUACCAUGCGUCCAGUGCACCGGUUGAAGCUAUUUACGAUUAUUGGCAAUAUUUUGUUCCGGUCCAACAAGGCAUGCCCAAAAACUGCAGCAAGGAUAUCAGCCUCGUGAUUGACUAUAUGGACAACGUAUGGAAGAAAGGGAGCCCUGCCGAAAAAUUGGCCCUGAAAACUAAGUUUGGGCUUGAAUCAUUGGAACAUGAAGAAGAUGUCAUGGCUGUUCUUGAAAAUGGCCCAUGGCUGUGGCAGUCUAACAGCUUCUAUUCCAACUAUUCCGGUUUCUACCAAUUCUGCGAUGCAAUUGAGAACGUCACAGCUGGUGCUGCUGUAACUCCUGAUGCCAACGGUGUUGGCCUCGAGACCGCUCUCGCAGGUUACGCGAACUGGACGAAAUCGGAAUUGAUUCCAGGAUACUGCCGAAACUUUGGCUACCAAAACCUGUUGGAUACUGGGUGCAUGGACACAUACAACCCUAAGAACUUGAUAUUUACCGAUAGAAGCGUUGACAACAAAGCUGACCUGCAGUGGCAAUGGAUGCUCUGCAACGAGCCGUUUGGUUACUGGCAAGAUGGUGCCCCUAGGAGCCGACCGUCUCUAGUGUCUCGUUUGGUCACUGGUGAUUAUUGGCAACGACAAUGCGAAUUGUUCUUCCCGACAACAAAUGGAUUUACAUACGGUAGUGCACUCUCGCCAGAUAAUAAUGUGCACCAAGUCAACAAGCAUACACAAGGAUGGAGACUAGAAGAUACUACCCGAUUACUCUGGGUCAACGGGGAAUUCGACCCGUGGAAAACUUCUGGCAUGUCGUCAGAAUUUCGUCCGGGUGGGCCGCUAGAAUCUACAGAGAAACACCCGGUCCAAGUGAUCCCCGGUGGAUUCCAUUGCUCGGACUUGAGGUUGAAGAAUGCUGAAUUUAAUGCUGGAGUGCAGAAGGUGGUUGAUAUUGAGGUCGCUCAGAUCGUAAAGUGGGUCUCUGAAUUUUUAAAGAAAUAA
Molecule: messenger RNA, 1578 nt
Organism: Venustampulla echinocandica
Lineage: Eukaryota; Fungi; Ascomycota; Leotiomycetes; Helotiales; Pleuroascaceae
Product: putative serine protease K12H4.7
Exons: 9
Coding region: 1-1578 (525 amino acids)
Biological process (GO): proteolysis
Molecular function (GO): dipeptidyl-peptidase activity; serine-type exopeptidase activity
Source: RefSeq, a predicted model, not a curated record